UGCUAAUACAACGAUACAGACCCGGAAGUACUAAGGGCUCUGUUAUGGUUGUGGAUGUAGCAAAGUCCUGUAAGAAUACUCAAGUUGGUGUAUGCAUAAACUGUUGUUAUUUAACGUAGGCCAGGUAUGUGAAGAAAUGUUUGUUUGCACGUGUAUCUCGUAGACGAUGGCCAUGGGAAUGCAUCGUUCUAUUACUCCGUGUUCAGUUCGAAAGUAAUGGUCUUCCGAGUUUUUAAGGCUUCGCACUAGAUUCGUAGCAUGCAUUAUCAACUCUGAAACGAGCUGGGAAAGCCAGCAGGGGUGUCUUGCAAACUGUCAGACGCUGCUUAUUGUUGAUUAUCAGCUGACAAAGUGUAGAAGUAGACCUCAUCUAGCCGUCGUAUAAAAGAUAUUACCUUGUCAGCUAUUUGUGAAUAUGGACCGUCACCACAACAGAGGCCAGCCCAACUCUGAUGGCCAUCAAAAUCGUUUCAGUCAAGAGAGGUCAUCCCUAAAAAGAGGUCGUGAACAUGACCGGGGAAAUGAAAUUCAUGCUAGGCGUGUGAGACCUAAUGAGUCUGUUUCGCCCCAGACCUUAAGAGUUUUGCGCCAGCUCUAUGACAGAGACUUUCCCAUCUAUAAACAGCCUGUCGAAGUCGGAUUCUUUUCAUUAGAUUCCAAGCGCAAUUUUUGGAAUGACGCAAGGCUACUUCGUUAUUACGUUGAGCCUGAAAAAUGUCCCAACUUUAACCUAAGGGAUGGUUAUCGUGAUCGUUUCGUGAAAAGGGAUGACGGCAUUAAAGAGAAACUUGACCACAUUCUUCGAUGGAUUUUAGCGAAUUCCCACAAAAUGCAGUCUAAAGAUGCCACCUGUCCGUUAGGUGUAGACUUUGUUACUUGGCGUGGCCACCUAACCAAGCUGUUAACAACUCCAUAUGAGACACAGGAGGGCUGGUCGCUUGCUGUAUCCAAACUGGCUGGGACUCUUUACAUUAGUGAAGUGGAGACUGAGUAUGCCCGCAGAAACCGCGACAACCGGACAGAAAGACAUGAAGAGAUGAUGUAUUGGGGCUACAAAUUUGAACAGUACACCUGUGCAGAUGAACCACAGGCUUCUCCUGACUCUGGAGGGGUGGUGAAUACCAAUGAAGCAUUCUGCACAGUUGUCCAGACACGACUUGCUGAACACAAGCUGCUCUUCUCUGGGGAAGUAGACUGUCGGGAGGCCAACCCUCAGGCACCCCCUGCUCCUGCCUGCUACAUUGAGCUGAAGACCUCUGCUGAGAUCCAUACCCCCAAACAACGCAGCAACCUCCAUAGGUACAAGCUUCUUAAAUGGUGGGCACAGUCUUUUCUUCCUGGAGUUCCUAAGAUAGUGGCAGGGUUUCGAGACAAUGAUGGACUAGUGGUUCAUAUGGAGACAUUCAAAACGUCCCAGAUCUCUCAGCUGAUAAAGACGGAAUAUAACUGUUGGAAGCCAACAGUUUGCAUGAACUUCUGCAGUGACUUUCUGUCCUUCGUGAGAAAAACUGUCACAGAAGAUGAUCCAAGGUUGGUGUACUUGUUCUCGUGGGACCCACACAAAGAUGUCACAUUCACAAUCCACCGAGACUCCGAGUAUACCUUCCUGCCAGACUGGUUUGUGAAAGAAAUAACAAGGCUUCGUUGUGAGACUCAUGUUCCACCACGAGCCUGAGAUAAAGACAUCAAAAGACUUCAGCUGCAUAACCGUCAAGUUGAACUUUUUGUAGCUUGGGCAAAGACGGGGCCUGAAGGCACAGAGCCAAGGUUGGUGCACUGCAAAUGCAUUUACAUGUAAAUCUGUGAUGCAACACAGCAAUGGAGAUAUCUACAUUUUUUUAAAUUCCAUUUCCUUAAUUUGUUGUCUUUAUUUUUACACUGUUAAUAGAUUUGUGUUUUAAGGGAUUAAAUUGGUUUGUGUGUGAAAUACUGAAUGGUAUGAGGCUCAAGUUAUCUGAAAUUCCCCCCAAAUUUGGUGAAAUGUGACCUGCCCGGGGAUUUUGAUGGUGGUUUAUCAGAGCAUCAUACACUACCUGUUAAAACCUUUUUUUUUUAUCUGUUGAAGUUUGUGAAUACAGUGUAGGUAAUUAGUAUAUGUGUUACAUAUGUCCAUAGAUCACAGAAAACCCCACUAGAGAUCUGCUUCAAACAACAAUGCUUUACUGUCAGCUCGGUAUGACAAGCUGCACUGUAUUGUAUGUAAUGACUAGAUGACACCCAGACGUUCCUGUGUGAAUGAAUUGUUCUGACACACUAAACAUUUUCUCUAGGUACUUUUUUUCAGAGAUAAAAAAGAUUCCCCAUGGUCAAACAACUAAGUGAGCUAUAUAUAUAUAUGUCUGUUGUGCAAGAACAAACACAGAAGACCAUUCAUUGCUGCUGUUAUGUCUAAAUUGAACUAUAAGCUUUAACCAGUCCUCUCAAGCUAACAUUAUAGCAAUCAUUUUAAAAGGGACAUAUUUCAUUCUACUGUCCAUAUAAUGCUGGUUUUAAAA
This is a messenger RNA of Clupea harengus (Atlantic herring), 2495 nucleotides long. It is a transcript of the gene dxo, whose product is annotated as decapping exoribonuclease. The record is from RefSeq and is a predicted model, not a curated record. Gene Ontology annotation, molecular function: mRNA 5'-diphosphatase activity. NCBI's taxonomy places the organism in Eukaryota, Metazoa, Chordata, Actinopteri, Clupeiformes, Clupeidae. Gene Ontology annotation, biological process: nuclear-transcribed mRNA catabolic process; NAD-cap decapping. Gene Ontology annotation, cellular component: cytosol; nucleus.